UCGUCUGCUCACGAACAGAAACACGACCACAUAAGUUCUGUUCUUGUUCUUGUCUCUCUGGCUCCUGUUCAGUUCAGAAUUCAUUUUAAAAUUCUGAUGUUUGUUUUUAAUACACUCAAUGUUCUCGCACCUUCAUAUUUGUGUGAGAUUUUGAGCCCUCACCACCAAGCAGAGCUCAACACCUGCUGGACGUCCCCCUUUCUGCUUUAUUUCCACACUCGUUCACACUGUAGGUUGUGUGAACAGGAGCUGAUGUUUCUUCUCUGGAUUAGAACAUGACACAACCCGUUUAUCCAGAACUUUCUACUGUUGUUCUCCUCCUCCUCAUCAUCAUCUCCUUUUUCUCUUUUUUCUCUCUCCUCCUCCUCCUCCUCUUCUUCUCUCUCUCUCUGUGACGCAGCAGAGGUUGGAUAUAAGUCUCUCUCUGCCCCCAUCUGUGCUCUCACUCUGAUUUACUGUACGACUACUGUUACUACUACUACUACUACUACAAAACUACUACAAAACUACUACAAAACUACUACAAAUCCUGCUCCUGUUCCUGGUCCCGCUCCCGGUCCUGGUCUUGGUCCUGCUCCCGCUCCUGCAUCGUGUCCCUCCUGCUGCUGCUCUGAGCUUCGGCGCGAUGCCUUUGAGCCGCUGGUCCCUCUUCACGUGCACGCUCCUGGCUCUGCUCGUGCACGUGGGUCUCGGUCUGGACUCCGACCUGGACCUGGAUCCUGAACCGGAGUCCGGACUCUGGCCCCGGGCCCUGAAGGGACUCUCCAAGAACCCCAAGCUGACGGCCCAGAGGCAGCUGUUGGGGGAGCUGCAGGAGGUUCUGGAGAAGCUUCAGGCCAAACGUUUACCGCACUGGGAGAAGAAAUAUGGACAAGUGCCCACGUGUGACCUGGGCGAGUCGUGUGCGGUGAGGAAAGGCGCUCGUAUCGGGAAACUGUGUGACUGUCCACAGGGGGCGCUCUGCAACUUCAUCCUGCUCAAGUGUCUGUAACCACGGCAACCGCGGACCUCACAACUGUAACCACGAAAACGGGACAACAACAUCACUACAGCAGCACAACAGUCACAUGGAUGAUUACAGAACCAGGUUCAGACCAGGUUCAGACCAGGUUCAGACCAGGUUCAGACCAGGUUCAGACCAGGUUUAGUCCAGGUUUAAACUCCAUGUAGGACUGAGUGAAACACUGAAACUGCAGCAGCCGUCACUCCAAACCUGAGUGUUUGUGUGCGUGUGUGUUUGUGUGUGUGUGUGUUUGUGUGUCUGUGUGCGUGUGUGUUUGUGUGCGUGUGUGUGUGUUUGUGUCUGUGUGCGUGUGUGUGCGUGUGUGUGUGUGCGUAAUGUGACCAAACGUUGGGUCUUAAUCCGUUUUCCUGAAUCUGUCCCUAAAU
Molecule: messenger RNA, 1389 nt
Organism: Boleophthalmus pectinirostris (great blue-spotted mudskipper)
Lineage: Eukaryota; Metazoa; Chordata; Actinopteri; Gobiiformes; Gobiidae
Gene: cart3
Product: cocaine- and amphetamine-regulated transcript 3
Exons: 3
Coding region: 626-991 (121 amino acids)
Biological process (GO): negative regulation of appetite; cellular response to starvation; adult feeding behavior
Molecular function (GO): neuropeptide hormone activity
Source: RefSeq, a predicted model, not a curated record